Molecule: messenger RNA, 2088 nt
Organism: Helianthus annuus (common sunflower)
Lineage: Eukaryota; Viridiplantae; Streptophyta; Magnoliopsida; Asterales; Asteraceae
Product: serine/threonine-protein kinase PBS1
Exons: 6
Coding region: 1-2088 (695 amino acids)
Biological process (GO): protein autophosphorylation
Cellular component (GO): plasmodesma; plasma membrane
Molecular function (GO): ATP binding; transmembrane receptor protein tyrosine kinase activity
Source: RefSeq, a predicted model, not a curated record
AUGGGGUGUGCGGUUGGAGUGCAAAAGCUGGAACAUCUAAAGAUUCCGCUCGAGGAUAUAAAAGCAGCCACAGAGAGUUUUGACAUAAAAUAUCGUAUUGGGUCAGGAGGAUAUGGUGAAGUGUACAAAGCGAAACUCAAAAUAAAGUGUAAAGAUGAACAUCCUUAUAUGCCUAGCAAUGUAGCUAUAAAGCGCAUCACAAUGAGUAAAUGUAAGCAUCCCAACAUAGUCUCGCUUCUUGGAUUUUGUGUUGAAGAUAGUGAAAUGCUUCUUGUCUACGAGCUUGUUUCUAAGGGAAGUUUGGAUGAAUAUUUGGCAAGCGUUGAUAGGAUGAUUGAUUUUACAUGGAAAAAACGUCUACGUUUGUGCAUUGAUAUAGCACAAGGAUUGAAACACAUGCACACAACCAUGGAGUGCCAAAAUGGGAUAAUACAUCGAGAUAUAAAAAGCGCCAAUAUUCUGUUGGGUGAAAAUUUAGAAGCCAAAAUUGCUGACUUCGGGCUCUCUAGAGUUCACCAUGGGAAUGAAGGGGUAAGCACCAUCAAUACGCAAACUCUUGCUGGCACAGACUUCUACUUGGAUCCAGAAUAUGCAAGGACAGGUAGAUUAAAAAAAGCAUCAGAUAUUUACUCCUUUGGAGUAGUUUUAUUUGAGAUCUUCUCAGGGAAGUUGGCCUAUGAUUCAAGCUACAUUAAGACAAAUGAGAAGGGGCUUGCAGCCAUCGCACGAAGACACUUCAAAAAAGGAACACUAAAAGAAAUAUUAGAUCCAAAAAUGAUGGAUGAUGCUCAUGAAUUUGGUUUUAUUGGAAAAGUAAAACCUGAUAAUGAUUCUUUGAAUGUAUUUUCAAGAAUUGCAUAUGAAUGUUUGGCAAAAACUCAACUCGACCGUCCAACAAUUGAAGUCAUCAUCAAGGAACUUGAGAAAUCAUUAAAUUUCCAAGAAAACCGAAUAAAAACCCUCAAUAUUUCAUUAGGACGCAUAAAAUUGGGCGUAGAAUACUUCGGUUGCAACAGAAUGCUUUACAAAGGAAAAGUUAAAUACAAUAAUGGGCAUCAAAGAGUUAUUGUAAAGAGGUUUAGUCGCAUUUGGUAUUUAGUUGAUUCCGGGUUAUCAUCGGAUCGUGGUUUUCUUGAAGAGUUUGAAGUUCUUUUCAAAUAUAAACAUGAGAAUAUCAUUGGUCUUGCGGGCUAUUGUAAUAAAAUGGAUGAAAAAGUUAUUCUCAAUGAGAAUGCCUCCAAGGGAAGUCUCGAUAGAUAUUUGGAUGAUAUUAGUUUUUCAUGGACUAAACGACUUAAGAUAUGCAUUGAUAUUGCAAACGGGUUGAAGUUCCUGCAUGGAGGUGAUUUAGGGCAAGAUGUGGUGAUACAUAGAGACAUAAAAAGUUCCAACAUUCUACUAGAUAAGGAUUGUAAAGCAAAAAUUUGCGGGUUUGAGCGUGCCUUAGUAUAUCCAUCAAAUCAGGGGAAGGAGAUUGUGUAUGCCAUCGACAAUAUUAAAGGCUCGAGUGGCUAUAUGGAUCCGUUGUAUGAAGAAACACGUAUCUUGACCAAAGAAUCUGAUAUUUAUUCAUUUGGUGUGGUUUUAAUCGAAAUAUUGUGUGGGGGUUUGGGGCUUCCGGAGGAGUUGAGAUCUAGCCAUUAUGUUUCAUACGCUUUGUUUAAAGGUCGCUCUACAGAAGAAGCACUUAUGAAGAUAGUGUUUAAGGGAAUAAAGGAACAAAUCGGGCGAAAGUCAUUCACUAUAUUUCACAGGAUCGCACUACAAUGCUUACUCCAUGAGAGAAAAGGACGACCAACAUCUAGUGAUGUGGUUGUUCACCUUCAAAAAGCUUUGGAAUUCCAAGAGGCUUAUGAAUUGCGAAGGGCCAAAAUGCAUAGAAUCCACAAAGAAAUAAUCUCCAUGUCCCGUGAGAAUCACUCUUCAAUGGCGAAAAGAGAUAUCUAUAACAUACUCUCCAAGGGAAUCCUCCUUGAAGAUGACAAACGGGAGAUAAUUCAAGUCCUAAAGGGAACUCUGGAUCUGGAACAAUUCAUUCAGGAUGAAGAGGAUUAUGGCAUGUCAUUAUCACAUAAUCAAAGACAAUAA